This is a messenger RNA of Nothobranchius furzeri (turquoise killifish), 1808 nucleotides long. It is a transcript of the gene ap2s1, whose product is annotated as adaptor related protein complex 2 subunit sigma 1. Gene Ontology annotation, biological process: clathrin-dependent endocytosis; intracellular protein transport. Gene Ontology annotation, molecular function: clathrin-cargo adaptor activity. Gene Ontology annotation, cellular component: AP-2 adaptor complex; membrane coat; intracellular membrane-bounded organelle. Lineage: Eukaryota; Metazoa; Chordata; Actinopteri; Cyprinodontiformes; Nothobranchiidae. The record is from RefSeq and is a predicted model, not a curated record.
ACAUUGACUUGGCAGAAAAGCAGCGAUGACUACGUUUCCCAGAAUGCAACAUAACUCGGCGUAGUUUUGCACAUCCUGUUAGCUUGAGAGGAUAGCGGACGAACGGGCGGAAAAAAGAGAUACCGAUGUUUUAAUAUAAAAGUGGUGCAUUAUUGCUCAUGAACGUAAUAUUCUGGAGUGCCCAAGAAGCAUAUUAGGAAGACGAAAAUGAUCCGCUUUAUCCUCAUCCAGAACCGAGCAGGGAAGACACGAUUGGCUAAAUGGUACAUGCAGUUCGAUGAUGACGAAAAGCAGAAACUGAUCGAAGAAGUGCAUGCUGUGGUUACAGUCAGGGAUGCCAAGCACACCAACUUUGUGGAGUUCAGGAACUUCAAGAUCAUUUACCGACGUUAUGCAGGCCUGUACUUCUGUAUUUGUGUGGAUGUGACUGAUAACAACCUGGCAUACCUCGAGGCGAUCCACAACUUUGUUGAGGUGCUGAAUGAAUAUUUUCACAAUGUGUGCGAACUGGAUCUUGUGUUCAACUUCUACAAGGUGUACACGGUGGUGGACGAGAUGUUCCUGGCAGGAGAGAUCAGGGAGACCAGUCAGACCAAGGUUCUCAAGCAGCUCCUCAUGCUCCAGUCUCUUGAGUGAAAAUGUGUCCUUCCUGUGCUUUUUAUCUUCUGCCCAACCCGACCUUCACCAUGUCCCUAUCACUCUGGAAGAACCACACCAUUCUCCAUGCCCCUGCAGAGCCAGCUCUCAUCUUCAAGACAAGGAGGGAGGGGGUUGUUUUGAAUAAAAAUACACAAUAUUGUUUACGUAUGGAUAUGAGUUCAGCUGUUUGCCAUAGCAGCCCAUAUGUUGCAUUAUUCUGAUAAACUGCUAUAGAUGUCAUCAACAAGCCUACAGUCUCAGUAGAUUUUAACAUUUCAAAUAGUCCUGCCAAUGUUAUGAGCUUUGUAACUAACUGCAGAAAAGAGUUGUUUCAUGUUUGCAUUUAUCCAUGUUCACUGUGGAAAUCAGUGUGAGACUGCUCUCUGUCCCAGUAACCUAAACAUUUACUCAAUGGCACUACUGUAACUAACAAGCACCAUAAAAAUAAACUGCAGAUAGACCCGAGAACCCCCAACAGCUCCGUAGUUGUUUCUAGACGUCCAGUGUUGUGGGUUAUCUCUGCUGAGUCCCAGCCCACCAGCGGACUACAAGUAGGAAGCUCUUCAGAGCCGUUGACCCAGCAGAGAAAGUUCAUCCCAGAAUGGAGCGUACUCGGGAUGAGGAGCGUUUCAGUGGGGUGUUAUGGUGACCGGUGACGAGAGAGAAAGUUAUGUUGGAUUUGUUCAGCUUUGCUUCCAAUUACAUCAAAUGGUGCUUGUUCCCUCUUAAAACACUUAAAUACAAAGAAAACCUGGACAGAGUCAGUUUUACAUGAAGUGGAACUUUUGCUUUGCGUUGUGUUUGUAUACACACACACACACACACACAAAUAUUUAGCAUCUUAUGUCCAGUACUGUGUAAAAAAAAAAAAAACAGCUCCUAAUCAUCUUGAGAUUCAUACAUUCCUUUGAUGUUUAUUUGCCUAAAACCAUAACAUGGAUGUAUGGUGGAUGGAAAUCUGCUUUAUUCAUACAGGGGUUAAAUGUUUUAUCAACAUCCCAUGAUCUAAUUUUAACCAUAUCCAGUCAGAUAAUCUGAAACUACUUAUUUCUUAUGAAAUAGUAAUGACCUAUAUCCUGUUUCCCUUGUGAGUUAGCUGGUGGAACAUGUGUUACAGUCUAUUCAACACCUAUUUGUCCAGUUUUGUGUAAAUAAACAGAUUAAGUGAU